This is a messenger RNA of Peronospora matthiolae, 225 nucleotides long. The record is from the annotation of a GenBank genome assembly. Lineage: Eukaryota; Oomycota; Peronosporomycetes; Peronosporales; Peronosporaceae.
AUGCAUCCACCAAGGGAGGAGGAGCGUCACGACGGAAGGCCUCUUGUGAUGAGCGCCGAUACACAUAAUCAUACGCCUGUGCCGUCGAACGAAAAGCUGCGGAUUCUUCGUGCUGAUUCUGAAGAAGAGAAGAAUGGCCUACUGGAUGCUCGUGAGAUGGCCGAGAGUGCCCAAGAUUGUGCGGCGGCUGCAACGGAGGCUGCCGAGAGGACUCGACGGGAUUAG